AUGUUGGGCGGGAAAAGGAAGGUGGAUGAGGUAGAAACUAAGCUGGUGAAUGAAGACGGGAGUUGCAGCAAGAAGGGGAAGUAUGAGGAGAUGGAGGCGGUGGAACCCAAUGUGGCGUAUGAAAAGGGGAUUUGCAGCAAGGAGGAAAAAGCCUGUGAUGAUGUUUCUCCAGUAUAUAUUCCAGAACCCUUGGAUGGAAAUCGGGUCGGGGCAUUCCUUCAAUACUUUGCACAUCGAGCCCUAGAAUUGGUUGAGGCCUCUCGACGGCAAGCGGAGGCGCAACCUCUGUAUCUCGCAGCUGCUCAAAAAGAGGCAAAACACAGACAGGAGAUCCUCCGAAACAGGUCAAACUAUUCUGAAACUCCUAUUGAAAUUUCACCAGAUAAACCUGAUGUUUCUGCUACCCCAUCUUGUGUGCCUGUUAUUUCUGAAAAUUUAACUGCUUUGGAUUCCGAGAAGCCUCUUGUGAAUAUUGAUUCUUUAUCUCUGCCUCUGAGUGAAUCUGUUGGUAUGAAAACUGAUGUCUUGCAUGUGUCUGAUGAGAAAGCAAAGUCCUCUGAUGAGCUAAAUCCAAUGAGUUUAGUCAUUUACUCUUCUGAUAAUAUUGCUCUGCCUCCUGCUGAGAAUGUUGAUGACUCUAAAGAAACUUGCUCUGCUGUUGAUACUCUUGUUUUACCUGUUACUGUUGAAACUGUUGAUUUAUCAAGCCCCCACAAGUCUGAGAAAACAGGUGGAAUUCCUGUUUACACUGCAACAUCUUUAGGAGAGAGUCUGGAACAUGUGCGACACUUUGCUGGGCUACCAUCUGAUUCCAUCCCUCAACCAUAUCGAGUGAUUCAUCCUUCCGAAUCGUCCAGUGAAGAUGAUAAAAUACUGGCUGAAGUGUAUGGAUCUCAAGCACUUCAAUAUGAUGUUCCAACUGUUGAGGCAACUGCUCAUCCUGACUCCACGAAUUUCGAAAUUCGAGAGAUUUCGAAUAUUUUUGGAAGCUCGUCUGCAAAUGUUUCUGAUUCUAGCCACUCUGUGACUCCGGUUCAGUCCCCAACCAAUGAAACAAGACGGUCAAAAAGGAAGAAUGUCCCAGUAAAGCCUGAGAAGAAGAGAAAGUCGAGUGAGACUGUUAAGCCUGAAGGAAACCCACCUGUUCAACAAAUGUUCAAGACUCUGCGAUCGUCUGUUAAGCAAAAAGGUUCUACUGCUGUUCAAGCUACCUCUGUACCAGCCCCUUUUGUCAGAAAAGGGAAGCCAUCCACACGAUCAAGAGGUCGAAGUAAAACCCCUGAGGUCCCACCUGUAGAAGAAACUGACCCAUCUGUUUACCGGCCUCAGUUUGUAUCUCCUGCUGCACAGACCAAAUGGGCCACUAUGGUUAGAAGGGAUCUUAUUGUUCAAAGAUCGGUGGACGAGAACCAGCUGAACUCCGUUUGUGACAUUCUGCCCUUGCUGAAUGAAGUCGGAUUGUUGAAAACUGUCACAGACAUCUGCCCUUACUCUAAGCUGCUCACAUAUGAAUUGUAUUGCAAUCUCAAUGAUGAGAUUGAUGUUCUCACAGGGCCACGACCGAUGCAGAUCUUUAUCAGAGGAAGGUGGUAUGUUUUUGGGCCGGAUAUGAUUAAUGAAUACUAUGGCUUGCCAGCGGUUCAAGAAGAAGCUGUUACUGACUGGGACUUAGUUGCCAGAACUCUGACUGGUGGGCAGACAGAAUCAUGGCCUACGGGUGACAAGGACUAUCUGCAAAGCUCCCAUCUCAUGUCCAGAUAUGUGAUUUUACACCGCCUAGCUCUUCACAACUGGCUCCCAUCAGCCCAUUUUCACACAGUUGGCAAGCUUCUGGCUAGGUUCUUAUUUCGAAUUGGAACAAAGAUGCAACUUGAUCUGGGCAAAUGGAUUUACUAUCACAUCCUCACCCUGAUUCAUCCACGCGAACAGAAGGUAAGACUACCCUUUCCAAAUCUGAUUUUUGGCAUCCUUACCACUCAGGGCGUUGAGCCUAUGCCCAGUGAAGUGAUCAGCCCAACGUUGCUUUAUACUGUUGAUAAACGUCUUCUGUCUGGAGAUCACAUUCGAGAUGUUGUUCCUGUGACUGCCCCAUCCAAUCCUGAACCAGAUGCUGUGCCUGAUGACUCUCCUCAUGCUAAGGAUGUUCAGCUUUCCAUUCAGCUGAAGGCAAGAGUUGCUGAUCUUGAGACGGUGCACAGCAUUAUUACAAAGCAACUGACAGGGGCCCGUACUGAGCUAGCUACUGUUCUUCUUCGUUUGAGCCUGACUGAAGCUGCUGCUACUACUGCUGAUCCUGUGAAGUCUGACAGUGACUCUCCCUCCAAUGCUUGA
Molecule: messenger RNA, 2331 nt
Organism: Ipomoea nil (Japanese morning glory)
Lineage: Eukaryota; Viridiplantae; Streptophyta; Magnoliopsida; Solanales; Convolvulaceae
Exons: 3
Coding region: 1-2331 (776 amino acids)
Source: RefSeq, a predicted model, not a curated record